AUGCGUUUUCUCAGCGACCUGCAGAUCUUAAAUUUAUCUCUAUGCUACGAAAUUCCAAUUUGGGCACUUUAUUUCAUCAGUGUGGCCGUGAUCUUUCUUAAAUGGAGUACCGUGAAAUCCUCGUUUCUCCAAUUCUACAUAUUUGAGUUUCUCACGAGUAUUCUAACAUUCUACAAUACCUAUAUAUCUCUUCGAUUACCAAACAUCGCCGGGACCGAUGAUUCUCUAUCAAGACGUUAUGCUAGUAAAAACGAGACCGACUUCUUUCAUCAAUUACAAUUCGCUCUGCAAUAUCACAUGGCCUACGUACAAUAUGCAACUACAAUGGUAGUGGCACUGAACAGAAUGGCGAUAUUGCAAAAUGCGGAAUAUUUUGAGAAGAAAAAUCGACGGUACGGCUGGAUUAUAAUGUGCGUUAUCAUGCUAUGCCCAAUUGCUGCAACUUAUGAAGUUUUCUUACACGAUGCAUACUACAAGUACAUUCCCUCCACCAAUAACUACUAUGUGUACAGUGGAUGCUCAAGUCCCGAUCUUUUGAAACAAUUAUUCUAUUUCAUGUGCGUCUGCUUGAGUCUCACCACGGUUUCUAAUUGUUUUGUUUUUGCAAAACUAUGCUUUUUUCCAUUAACACCACGAAACUUAGAGACAGAAUUCUUUUUCGUCUCCUUCAUGUCAAGUAAUACGCUCACCAUUGGAACUGUAUUGACAUAUGGAAUGCGUAGUGCUACGCCAGGCACUCUUCUGUUUGAAGUCAACAAAAUACUUCUCCCUGUUGUUAGUGACGUCUUAUCCCUCAACCAGCCGUUUUAUCUGAUUUUUUACCAUAAACCAGCGCGGAAACUGUUUUUCGACAUCAUCCACGAAGUAUUCCGUUGUCUUUGUUGUCGGAAACCACGAGGAAUCAGACCUGUUGAUGUUACGAUUCUCUGA
Caenorhabditis briggsae is the source of this 930-nucleotide messenger RNA. It is a transcript of the gene Cbr-srg-38, whose product is annotated as Protein CBR-SRG-38. Gene Ontology annotation, biological process: sensory perception of chemical stimulus. Gene Ontology annotation, cellular component: membrane. Gene Ontology annotation, molecular function: transmembrane signaling receptor activity. NCBI's taxonomy places the organism in Eukaryota, Metazoa, Nematoda, Chromadorea, Rhabditida, Rhabditidae. The coding region runs from base 1 to 930 and encodes 309 amino acids. The record is from RefSeq and is a predicted model, not a curated record. The transcript is spliced from 5 exons.